Acanthisitta chloris (rifleman) is the source of this 749-nucleotide messenger RNA. It is a transcript of the gene DUSP8, whose product is annotated as dual specificity phosphatase 8. Gene Ontology annotation, cellular component: cytoplasm. The record is from RefSeq and is a predicted model, not a curated record. Gene Ontology annotation, biological process: protein dephosphorylation; negative regulation of MAPK cascade. Gene Ontology annotation, molecular function: protein tyrosine/threonine phosphatase activity; MAP kinase tyrosine/serine/threonine phosphatase activity. NCBI's taxonomy places the organism in Eukaryota, Metazoa, Chordata, Aves, Passeriformes, Acanthisittidae. The transcript is spliced from 4 exons. The annotation marks the transcript as partial.
GAGGCUUUGCUACCUUCUCGUCCUGCUUCCCGGGGCUCUGCGAAGGGAAGCCAGCUGCCAUCCUGCCAAUGAGCAUCUCCCAGCCAUGCUUGCCUGUGGCCAAUGUUGGCCCCACACGCAUCCUGCCUCAUCUCUACCUGGGCUCCCAGAAAGAUGUCCUAAACAAGGACUUGAUGACACAGAACGGGAUAAGCUAUGUCCUAAAUGCCAGCAACUCCUGUCCCAAGCCAGACUUCAUCUGUGAUAGUCACUUCAUGCGCAUUCCUGUCAAUGACAACUACUGUGAGAAGCUGCUUCCCUGGCUGGACAAGUCCAUUGAAUUCAUUGACAAAGCCAAGGUGUCCAGCUGCCAGGUGAUUGUGCACUGCUUGGCUGGGAUCUCCCGGUCAGCCACCAUCGCCAUCGCCUACAUCAUGAAGACCAUGGGUAUGUCAUCAGACGAUGCUUACAGGUUCGUUAAGGACCGUCGCCCAUCCAUCUCGCCCAACUUCAACUUCCUGGGCCAGCUCCUGGAGUACGAGAGGAGCCUGAAGCUCCUCAAGGCCCUGAAGACAAAGGGUGACCGGGGCGAGGGGGAUGCCCAGCAGGACCCGGCAGAGGUGGCUGAGAGCAGCCGACAUCCCCUAACACCUACCUCAGAGAAAGCCGAGGACGCGCCGAGAAGCGCCGGCUCGGCAUCACCCCGCAGCGACCCCGAGCGGCAGGGCGGGACCCCCAAGGUCCUGUCGCCCACCACCCUGCAGCAGGGG